AGCUAGCUGGGAAGCUCCCAGCUUUAAAGAGAGGCUGUUUACCAGAAGAGCAUAACAAGGGCAGGUCUGGCUGCAAGGCUGGGACCGACCGGGAGGCUGGAACUGCCACCAAGGGGACCCCAACUGGUCAAUCACCUGCAAAGAUGAAGGCGGUGAGGAUGCUGGUGGCCUGGGUGCAAACAUUCCUCCUCAGCAGCAUGCUCCUAGCAGAAGCCUAUGCAUCUGGAGGCUGCUUGUCGGACAACGGCCACCGGUACCGGGCGGACCAGUCCUCCCCGGCGCCGGGCCUCCGCUGCCUCAACUGGGUGGAAGCGCAGAGCCGCCUGGCCUCUGCCCCCGCGUCGGGCGCCGGCAACCACAGCUACUGCCGCAACCCGGACCGGGACCCGCGCGGGCCCUGGUGUUACGUCAGCGGCGAGACCGGCGCCCCCGAGAAGCGGCCUUGCGAGGACCCGCGCUGCCCAGAGACUGUUUCCCAGGACCUGCCAACCUCCAUGACAGAAACGGAGGAGGCGUUUGAAGUGCCAAGGGAAGAUGAGGUGGGGCUGUUUGCUCCUGCCAAUUCCCUGUCCGUCCGGAGCCAGGCAGCGACCGUGCAGCCCGUGAUUGGAAUCGUCCAGCGGGUUCAGGGGAACUCCAAGGACAAAAAGGACUUGGGGAUCCUGGGCAAUGUGCUGGGCAUGGGCAUGAUAGUGAUCAUCAUUGCCAUCGGAGUUGGCAUCAUCUUUGGAUACACCUACAAGAGGGCGAAGGGCCUGAAGGAGCAGUAUGACCAGAAAAUGUAUGAGCGGGAGAUGCAGCCCAUCACCCUGCCCUUGUCUGCCUUCACCAACGCCACCUGUGAGAUCGUGGAUGAGACGACAGUUGUGGUCCACACCAGUCAGACUCCCGUCGACCUCCAGGAGGGCGAUGCCCCCCUUAUGGACCAGGCAGGCACUCCCGGGGCCUGAGCCCCCCACAACGGGCAGGAGCCCGUGCAGACACUGGUGCAGGAUGGCCUACCCUCCUACAGCCGGGAAGAUCUACACUUUUUGUUGUGGUAAAAACCCUCCCCCCACUUUUUUUUUUCCCUUUUGGUUUUUGGUGAACCCUAAGAGACGCAGGUUGCCCUGUUGGCUGAGGGCGAAAUUGGGGAGGGUCCUACCAAUGAUCUUUCUCCAACCCCCGGAGCAGGGUUCUGUCCGUGGAUGGAGACAGUGGCCGCUGCCACGGCAGUGCUGCCGACAAGGGCUUGCCACGUUGCCUGUGUCCUGGAGCUGAAUCAGGGACGGUCAGGAAGCUCCCCCGGGCUCCUCUGUGCUUUAUGAUCGAGCGUGGCCUCAGUCUCCACCUUUCCGUGUGUUCUCUGUGGGCUUGAGCGGCGCACGCUGUUAUUCCUAGUUCAGGUCCAGCAGUUUGAGAGGAGACGUUUAAAAAAUAUAUUGAAACAGUGUUUGGGCUGGAACUCCCCACUGACCUCUGAGAACCAGAAAUGAGUUUGUACGAAAGUCCGAAGUGUGCGUUGAGAAUGGGACCCCGGCUGGGGGUGCUAGGUGGGCCCCAGCUUGCUGGCGGUGACACGCCUCGACAACAGUGGGCCCCGGCCAGGCCCAGGGACUUCCUGUUUUGAGAGGAAGGUGCUCACCUCGGCAGCACAUCUACUAAAAUUGGAACGGUACAGAGAAGAUGAGCACGGCCCCUGCAUGAGAGUGACAAGCAAAUUCGUGAAGCGUUACGUCUUUAAAAAAAAAAGAAAGGAAGAAUUGACGGACAUUUCGCUUAGGAAGAGGGUCAAGGAUGCCUCAGGCCGCACAGGACCUGAGGUGGGCCUGGGGUGCCCCAGACAGUCUCUCUCCAAGGUGGACAGCGACCUCUUCCUUUGGUGGGGCUAAGGCAACAGCUUACCCGUGGGAAUUGCACUGCGGGGGCUUGUGAGCUGCCUCUGAGAGGUUAGCCUGGAGGCUACGCUCAGAGGCGAGGUCAGAAGGUGCUUCAGGGCUUGCCCCUGCAGUGGCCUGAGUUUGCAGGUGGCUCUGUGGCCUCCAGGCCAGCCCUUCCCAGCUGCGGGGCAGUGGAGCAAGGUCACGCCCCCUAACUUGUAAAACAGUCAUAAAACCAUUGGAAGAGACCCUAGGGUUCCUCAGGCCCAGAGGGGGAAAGGGACACCCAAAGUCAUAAAGUGACCGGCAUGCGUGGCCAAGAGGAGAGGACAUUCCCCCACCCACUGUGCUACACUGUGCCAGCGGCGCGGCAGGGCCUCUCGGUCCUGGUGUCGCAUUUGGAGGCCUUAGCAAUGCCACCUGUCCACAGGGCUUCCUUCCCCAAGGCCUCCCGCUGCCCCACGUGGACAGAGAGGGGGGUUCGUGGGGCCCGUUCUCUCUAGCAGGUGGUUGUUCCUGGGGGUGGUUUGCUGGGGGAAACCUAGGCCUCAGGGGGUCCUUUGGGGUUCAGUGAUGCUGAAGAGAACAUCACUGGUUUCUACUUUUCUAUGAAAGCAUUUCUCUGUGUAUAUGUUUUAUAUACCUCAUUCUGACACCUGCAUAUAAAGGGCAGGAAAUGG
Eptesicus fuscus (big brown bat) is the source of this 2539-nucleotide messenger RNA. RefSeq names its product phosphoinositide-3-kinase interacting protein 1 (gene PIK3IP1). The record is from RefSeq and is a predicted model, not a curated record. Lineage: Eukaryota; Metazoa; Chordata; Mammalia; Chiroptera; Vespertilionidae. Gene Ontology annotation, molecular function: signaling receptor binding; endopeptidase activity. The transcript is spliced from 6 exons. The coding region runs from base 144 to 950 and encodes 268 amino acids.